Messenger RNA from Onychomys torridus (southern grasshopper mouse), 1578 nucleotides. RefSeq lists its product as uncharacterized. NCBI's taxonomy places the organism in Eukaryota, Metazoa, Chordata, Mammalia, Rodentia, Cricetidae. The coding region runs from base 1 to 1578 and encodes 525 amino acids. Gene Ontology annotation, biological process: virion assembly. Gene Ontology annotation, molecular function: nucleic acid binding; zinc ion binding. The transcript has a single exon. The record is from RefSeq and is a predicted model, not a curated record.
AUGGGACAGACUGUUACCACCCCCCUGAGACUCACGCUUGACCACUGGUCGGACGUGAAAGCACGAGCCAACAACGAGGGAGUUGUAAUCAAAAAGAAUAAAUGGAUCACCCUUUGCGAGGCUGAAUGGGUCAUGAUGAAUGUAGGAUGGCCUCGCGAAGGAACCUUUAACCUCAGUCUUAUCUCGCAGGUGGAGGGAAAAGUCUUUGCUCCGAGUCCACAUGGCCACCCGGACCAAGUCCCAUACAUCGCCAUAUGGAAACUCCUGGCGACAGAACCCCUUCCAUGGGUUAGGCCAUUUCUCUCCCCUCCGACGCCCCAGGCCUGCCCCCCGACGGCACUGCCGCCCCCUCCUACCUCCUCCCUUUACCCUGUUCUCCCACGAAAGGAUCCCCCUAAGACCCCUGUUCUCCCCCCCGACCCCAAUUCACCUCUUAUUGACCUCCUGACAGAGGACCCACCACCAUACCCGGGGAAUCGGGGACAAGGGGGACCGGCAGUCCCCGCGGCGAAGCUAGAACCGCCAGCAGCCCCCGAACAUCCUCUACAGAGAGAGCGAGACGAUGAGACUCCGGCCACCUCCCCAAUUGCCGGUCGCCUACAAGGCAGGCGCGACGAACCAGCCAAGGAAUCCAGAGUCUUCCCCCUCCGGGAGGGCCCAAAUCACCAGCUCCAAUAUUGGCCAUUUUCGGCCUCUGACCUUUACAACUGGAAACAGCAUAAUCCCCCUUUCUCUAGGGACCCUGUUGCCUUGACUAACCUGAUUGAGUCUAUUUUAGUGACCCACCAGCCCACAUGGGACGACUGGCAGCAGUUACUGCAGAUCCUCCUGACAGUGGAGGAAAAGCAGCGAGUCUUCUUGGAGGCUCGGAAGCAGGUUCCUGGAGACGAUGGAAGACCCACCCAGUUGCCUAAUGUCAUUGACGCAGCCUUUACCCUCACCCGCCCAAACUGGGACUUCACGACCCCAGAAGGUAGGGAGCACCUACGUCUCUAUCACCAGUUGCUCUUAGCGGGUCUCCGGAGGGCUGCUAGGCGCCCCACCAAUUUGGCUCAGGUUAGAAGUACGAUCCAGGGAAAGGAUGAGACACCAGCAGCAUUUCUGGAAAGACUCAAAGAGGCCUAUCAGAUGUAUACCCCAUAUGAUCCAGAAGAUCCAGGUCAGGCACCGAGCAUAAUCUUGUCUUUCAUCUAUCAAUCAAGUCCAGAUAUAAGGGCCAAGUUACAGAGACUAGAAGGAUUGUAUUCGUUCAGUUUGUCAGAUAUAUUAAGAGAGGCAGAGAAAGUGUUCAAUAAAAGGGAAACUCCCGAAGAGCGGGAGGAGAGGAUGUGGCAAAAACAGGAAGAGAGAGAGAAAAAGCGUCAUAGGGAAAUAAGUAAAGUCCUGGCCGCUGUAGUAUCACAGGGACAGGUUAGAGAAGGAGUUAGGAUGGGAGGUCAAAGAAGGACACCGCUUGAUAAAGACCAAUGUGCUUACUGUAAAGCAAGAGGACAUUGGGCUCGAAACUGCCCAAAGAUACCUCAAGAGUCUCGGAAAACUAAGCCAAAAACCACGGACCUCCUCAACCUAGAGGAUUAG